AUGCCUGAAAGCAUGAUCCAUUUGAUAACCACAAGCCAAUUUGAUGUCAACAACUUUGCCUGCCCCAAAAAGUACACAAAUGACGACGACGGUCACUGCUCUGAGCCCAUAGGCCCCAUACCUGACAUGCCAACCCUCGAAGACUCCCGCUGCACUGUCUAUUGCGAGAAGAGCGUUUGUUUUCACUGCGGAAAUGAGAAACUAUAUGACGACAGCGGGUGUCUAGAAAGGCAAGGAGAGUCUAAGCUGAUCAAGGGUAAAGAUGUUACCACUACCAGCAGUCAGUCGUGGACGGUGGGAGGAGCCAUCGACGGCGGGGCUGGCGUCUCAGGAGAUGAAGACUUUGACCCGGCGAGAAUUGUGCUGCCUCUUCGGACCCUUUGA
Molecule: messenger RNA, 384 nt
Organism: Pyricularia oryzae 70-15
Lineage: Eukaryota; Fungi; Ascomycota; Sordariomycetes; Magnaporthales; Pyriculariaceae
Exons: 1
Coding region: 1-384 (127 amino acids)
Source: RefSeq, a predicted model, not a curated record